AUGGAGGAUGCAAUUGCUUUUAGUAUGUGGAGUAACACGGAGGUGGGGUUUUCUUUUUCUAAUUCUAAUGGGAGGUCGGGAGGAAUUUUAACUCUAUGGAGGAAAUAUAGGGUGAAAGUUCUUCAAAGCUUUAAAGGAGAGGGAUUCUUAGGGAUCAAGAUUAUUGGUGGUGAUUUUAAUGCGAUUAAAAGUUCUAUUGAAAGCAAAGGGGGGUCUGAUAGGGAGAUGGUGACCGGUUCAGACCUCUUUGGUAGAUUUAUUGAUGAUAACGGAUUGGUGGAUGUGCCUUGUAAGGGGAAAAAAUUCACUUGGUAUAGUGGAGAUGGUAGGUCCAUGGGGAGUGGUUGGUCAACUAGUGGGGGAAAGAGACAUUUUGGACCAUUGCCUGAAUGGAAGGAGAUGGAAGUGGAAGGUAGAGGGGAUUUUGUUCUUAAAGAAAAGCUUAGUCAGAUUAAAGAGAGAUUAAAGUGGUGGAAUAAAACGGUUUUUGGUAGAAUUGAAUUAGAAGCGGAGGAUAUUGUGAGGGACUUAAAUUAUGGGGAUUCUAGGUUGGAAGAUUCGUCGGAAGGUAUGCUUGGUGAGUCUCUUAAUAGUAGGAAUGAUUCUAACAAGAGGUUUUGGUUGAAUUUUAGGAUAAAGGAAAAUAUGCUCGUACAAAAAUCAAGACUAAAAUGGCUUAAUGAUGGUGAUUCAAAUAGUAGUAUUUUUCAUAAUGUUUUGAAAGAAAGAAGAAGACAUAAUCACUUAGGUAUUAUUUCUAUGCAAAGGGGUUUGGUGGAGAAGGUAGAGGAAGUGAGGGAGGAAGUAAGGAAGCAUUUCUCUAAUAAAUUUUUAGAAGAGGACUCGGAUAGGAUUCUCUUAGAUGGUAUAUCCUUUAAAAGUAUUAGUUUCAACGAUGUUGCUCUCCUUGAAAGGCUUUUUCAAAUGGACGAAAUUAAAGAAGCUAUUGACGAUUGUGGUAGUUCCAAGAAUCCGGGUCCGGACGGUUUCUCCUUUUUGUUUAUAAAGUAG
Molecule: messenger RNA, 1011 nt
Organism: Vicia villosa (hairy vetch)
Lineage: Eukaryota; Viridiplantae; Streptophyta; Magnoliopsida; Fabales; Fabaceae
Exons: 4
Coding region: 1-1011 (336 amino acids)
Source: RefSeq, a predicted model, not a curated record